AUGAAGCUCAAACCAUUCCAGAAGUGGGCCUCAGGCAUCAUUUCCAUCAAGCUGCUGUUGCAAGAACAACCAGCCACGAAAGAGCUGAUAAACAUUGAGUCAUUGUUAGACGAAGCAAGAGAAAGUGGUAAUUACCCACCAUUAUGGGAUAGUGUUCCUGACUCAUUGGAUGGCUUUGUUACCACCCAUAACAAAACUGUUAUUAAUCCUUGGAAUUAUCUAGAUCGGUUGGGAAUGUAUAAAAUACUACUGAAUGUUACAGCUAAGUAUAUGAAUAAUUUUGGACCCAGCAAUACAGGAAAUGUGUUGUGGGGUCUGCCUCUGCAACAUGGAUGGCAGUUUAAAACAGGUAGAUUAGCAGAUCCGUCCAAUGUGUCAUCUUGUGGCCAACAAACUGGUGAAUCACUGUGUAUCUCCACAACAAGUUGGUGGUCCUGCAUGAAUUAUUAUCUGGCCACAAUACCAUUUCUGGGAGCUGUUGAAGCAGGCUUCUUUGAUGAAUGGCCUUUUGAAAUACAAAUCUUGCCUCCUGAAGAGCACAUGGAUGAUUUUUGUUACAACACUGCAGACUGUCAUAAACUCAUCCCCGAUACAAUGGCUAAAUGGACAACAUUUUUUCAGUGUUUUUGUCCUACGAACUGGAUGACUUUUGUCAGCUCUAAAUUAACAUACGUUUCAGUUCCUGAAGCACAGUUUGGUGUCAGUUGGGGCAAUGCAGUAGAAUUCAUUGCUGCCACUCAUUUUCCCACAAAUUUUAAUCAAACCAAUAUCUUCCAAGUAUAUCUUCCUCAGCGAAUGUUAUUAGCCAGUGAUAAGCCACCAUCUAUUCCUGACCUGAGUAAAGAGGAGAACUGGGCCCUGACUGCACUUGACAUUUUAUAUGAAGGAAACAAAAUAACAGAUGGCUGGUUAUUGAAUUUUUGGAGGAGGUCUAUGUGCUCAGAAAAAGGGAGAGAAGAAGGUCGUUACCUGUUGGAAAAUGUUGUUUCAAAUCCUGCCCUAAUUUUACCUGGGAUACGUAAAAUCCUUCUGGAGUUCAUAAAGAAUUAUAACUGUGUUACAACUGAUGCUUAA
This is a messenger RNA of Carcharodon carcharias (great white shark), 1074 nucleotides long. Its product is annotated as protein LEG1 homolog. The transcript has 7 exons. The record is from RefSeq and is a predicted model, not a curated record. Bases 1 to 1074 code for a protein of 357 amino acids. NCBI's taxonomy places the organism in Eukaryota, Metazoa, Chordata, Chondrichthyes, Lamniformes, Lamnidae.